GUCCGGGGUCCUCAGGAUGCCCGUUAAUUUAAAAGACAGGCCUGGGGGCGCCUGGGUGGCUCAUCCGGCAAACCGCCCAACCCUUUAUUUCGGCUCAGGUCAUCAUCUCGUGGUUUGUAAGGUCAAGCCCCAGAUCAGGCUCUGCACCGAUGGCACGGAGCCUGCUUGGGAUUCUCACUCUCCCUCUCUCUCUGGAUGGCGGAUCUCAGCCUGGGAUAGACACAUGUCACUGAGGGAUCGGCUGCUGUCAGCAUCGUGCUCAUCAUCGUUAUUAUUAGCAUCGCUAUUUGUUUUGCUCCCCAAGAGCAGAACCCACUUCUGUUUUUCACAUCUCGUCUCUUAACGGGGCACAAGUCACAUAAAUAGCUCACGGCUCUGAGCUGUAUUUGCCCCAUGAUGCUCCAUGUCUGCACCUGUUGCCCCCCUCCCCCCCCGCCCCCGCCGAGUCAGGCUGGGGUCCCGGAACCUCCAUCCUCCUGCCUUAGACCCGGCCUUUUGCUGAGAGGAGCUUUGAUGCAGUGGCAGACAGGGAGAGAUGACUCCUCGACUUUCUUCUUUUUUUUUUUAAUAACGGCUUUAUUGAGAUCUAAUCCACCCACCGAACCGUCCACCCACCGAAGUGCAAUUAAGCGGCUUUCAGCAUAUUCACAGCGAUGUGCCGCCAUCCCUGCGGUCCAUUUUAACACAUUCUCCUCACUCGGUCCCCAUGAGCUGUCACUCCCCAGACCCCCUCCUCCAGCCUUCUGGCAACCAUUAGUCUUUCUGUCUCUGGAUUUGCCUGUUCUGGACACUCCAUAUAAACGGGAUCGUACGCGAUGUGGCCUUUUGUGUCUGGCUUCUUUCACUCAGCAUAGUUUUCUAGGUCCAUCAUGUAGCACAUGUGAAGACUGCUUUGCACGGCCGAAUAAUAAUCCGUUGAAAGGAUGGACCACAGUUUUUUAAUCUAGUCAUCCGUUGAUGGACAUCCGGUUAUGUCCACUCUUUGGACACCUCAAUUGUUGUCUGUUCCACGGGUGUGCCCGGUUUCUUCCUGCCACAGGGCCUUUGCCCUUGCUGUUCCCACUUGUGCAAGCCUGGCCUGCAUGUGGACUUGCGCGACAACCGUCUCCCCGUGGACUGUGGGCUCCAGCAGGGCAGGGACAGUGCCUGUCUUGUCUUCUCCAUCCUUAGCAUCUAGCAUGGUGCCCACAGUUGGGGCUCAGCCAAUGUUUGUGGAGAGAAUGAAUUAACAAAUAGAAUGAAAGCAUUGUGGGACGAAUAGAACGGUUGAAAACACAGAAAGCUCAGCGUUGGCAGAGCCUGGCUGUCCCACCCCCGCAUGUCCCCAGGACUGAGAAGGCACUGUGGUCCCUACCCAGAGAGCCACCCCACAUGGGGCCAUGGAAGUCCUACUCACCAGCUGGGGCCUCGAGUGAAAAGCCCAGAAUGUGGCACAAGAGAGGAAGGGCCUUGGAGUCCCAGCCCCAUAUCUCGUGGCUGGCUGGUCCUUUCCUAGAAGUCCCUCUAGGGGCCACCUGCCCGUUCACGGUUUUGAGGACUGUGGUCACCAAGGGCUGAGGGUUGAUUCUGUUGUGACAUGCUCGGGGGAGGCCUUUACUGUGUGUAAGACCACAUGCCCCGAGCAGGUCAAGGUAAUCAGAAUGGAGCCUUCUGUGGUGGGGCCUCAGCUGGCCAGGCUAGAAGUGGCCUGAGACACCCUACGUUUCUGGAGACUGAACUUCGUGCAAAUGAGACCCCCAUGGCCAGGCUUUUUAAAGUGACAGCGCCUCUAGGACAGGCGCGUGCCCCCCACCCCCACCCCUGGGGCACGGGGUGGGGAGGCCACUGACCCUGGACCAGGGCGAUGGGCCCGAGGAGAGGCCCCCAGCUCAGCCCCUUUCUGCCUGAAAGAGAAGGAAGUGGUUUUGCCCAUGUGCUGGGGAAGGAGCUGUAGCACACAUCCGGGGCUGCCUGACCCGUUCAGCGCUAUUUCCUCCACGCAGGGCCCACAUUGUGUGUAGGGCUCCCCAGACCGUUGCGGUGUUUUAAAAUCAGAAGGAAAAAAAAAAAUGAAUACAAUCAUAGUGAGCAUAUAAUAACGAAUCCAGCCUGGACUCUCUGGGUCUCAGUGCCAACGCGGUCAUAAAAUACCAUUUUAGAGACGGUGCUUUGUUUCAUUACAGAGGACAGCACAAUGUGGCCCCAGCCUGUCCAGGCCUGACGCUGCCUCAGAGCCUCCUCCUAGAGCCCUCUCUUUUUGCACCCCUCAAGCAAGUGAACUCCUCUCUGUCCCUAAGUGCCGCUUCCUCCCGAUCACCGAAGCCCCCUCUGAGGUUCUUGCAACUCCCGUUCCCCCUUCCAGCAGUCUGUCUGCUCUGAGACAUUAGCAAUUAAUUUCUUAUUCUUCAUUGCUGGCUAGAGUCUGGAAGCCAGGAGGGUGGGGCUUGCACCUCUUGGGAUCACCUCUCUGUCCCCCGAGGAUCUGGCACACAGUAGGUGCUCAAUAAAGGCUGGUCACGGUCUUCACAGAGCAGGGACCUCCCUCCACCUGCAGCUCAGCAGUUCUGUGGACUGCGGACAGCACUUGCGACCAGGUUUGUCCUGGUCCCGCCCCUGGGGCUCACCUGCUUAAGGAAACAGGAACAGCCUGGGGGCAGCAGCCCCACCCCCGCUGACGUGCAGACCCUGAACCGAAACCCGAGGUUCCUGCAGGCUCCCUGCACAGCGAGAGUGAGAGCCUCGGCUGCCCAGGGGUCUCCCAGCUGGAUGGACCCCUGUGGUCAUGACCACAAGCUGCACAUCAGCAAGAACCCUCUGGAAACUCUGAAGAAAGAAAAUCUAUUGCUUGCCAGCCCCGGAGCGUACAAGAUAAGCAGGUAACUGCUCCCCAGGAAGCCAUGAACGAAGCCGGAAAGCUGCCCCCGCCAUUGCCCCCACGACUGGACUGGUUCGUGCAGACGCAGGUGGGCCAGCUGGCCCAAGGAGGGGUCCCUGCAUGGUUCCAUGGUGCCAUCUCGAGAGAGGAUGCCGAGAGUUUGCUGGAGUCACAGCCGCUGGGAUCUUUUCUCAUCAGGGUCAGUCACAGCCACGUGGGCUACACGCUGUCCUACAAAGCCCAAAGCUGCUGCCGCCACUUCAUGGUGAAGCUGUUGGACGAUGGGAGCUUCAUGAUCCCUGGGGAGGAGAGGGUCCAUGCCUCACUGCACGCCCUGGUCACCUUCCACCAGCAGCGGCCUAUGCGGCCACACGGGGACCUGCUGACACAGCCCUGUGGGCAGAAGGAUCCAGAGAACGUGGAUUAUGAGGAUCUCUUCCUUUACUCCUAUGCAUUGACUGAGGAAGUCACCAGCCCCACCCAUGGCCCCAGCAAACAUCAGAACCCUUCCUCCUGUUCCACGGUUGCACCUGAGGAGGGCAGAUUCAGAGGUUUGGCGGGCAGGAUGGCCCCAGGUCUCACCUGCGCUUGGUUUCAGACCUCAGGAAGGCCCAUCCUGCUCCAUCGGCCAAAGGGAAGGAGGCCAUCGGCAAAGACAAGCAGAGACCCCAAGGAGGAGGCCACUUCCUCCUGCCCCCCGAAAGCCCCCCUUGAGGAGGCCUGCCAGAAACUCUGGAGAAACUUCAGGAUGCUCCCCGAGACGGGCAAGAGGUUCCAGCAGCAGCUGAAAUCCCACUCGGCACCUGUGAACUUGUCGUCGCUCCGGAAUGCUGGGCCACCGGCACUGGCACACAGCUCAGGGGCCAGGCCAGGUGACACACACUGGGAAGACGACGUCUCCACAGCCCGCUUUGCGGCCACGUCCCUCACAAGUCCCGCACAGUCCCAGGAUCUGAGAGAUGGAGGUGACCCCUCCGGGAAGGCCUCAAGAUUGGCCAGCGGGAGCAAGGUGACCCCGAGGGUCAGGAGUUGGCACCGAGUGGUAAUGAGGGCCCUGUCCUCAAAAGCAUCCAAACCGGAGACAGAAGGGUUGGCAGAAGCCCAGAGGGACUGGCUCCCUGAAGAGUACCUCACGCCGCCACCCUUUGCCCCUGGGUACUGUUAGAGCUUUGCCCUGGCUCUGGGACCCUUGCUGCCAGGGGCUGCUCACACCGGACCCCUGGUUGUCUGCCCACCAGCCCGCAGGAACCUGAAAAAUGUAAUAAAGACAUUGCUUGGGUCCGGCCCUGCCGUUGCCA
This is a messenger RNA of Felis catus (domestic cat), 4152 nucleotides long. It is a transcript of the gene HSH2D, whose product is annotated as hematopoietic SH2 domain containing. The record is from RefSeq and is a predicted model, not a curated record. Gene Ontology annotation, cellular component: cytoplasm. The transcript is spliced from 7 exons. Lineage: Eukaryota; Metazoa; Chordata; Mammalia; Carnivora; Felidae. The coding region runs from base 2877 to 4019 and encodes 380 amino acids.